UGUCCUCUGUGUGCUUGACAAUUGGAAAUUUGGAAAAAAUGACUAUAUAUCUAUGAACUACUAUAUUUAAAUUUUUUAAAAUCCCAUAAUUUCUAGUAGCAACAUUCAAUCUCUUUUCAUUCUUCAAACUUUUUAGAAUUUUGUACAAUGAGACAAUGUCUUGUUGCUGGAAAACCAUUCCUCUUUGUUCAAAGACAAAAAUGGUAUUAUGAUCAAUUACCAUGGACGUGGAGGAGGUUACAAAAAAUUGCCAUCAAGCCUGUGGCCCUGCAAAGCUCUGCAACAAAUUGUGUUGCAUCAACUGGAAGCAGAUUGAUAUCCAGAAGGAAGUUUUCUUUCCUUGCUGCACUCUUCAAACAUUCACAGUGUUGGCUAAGAGUUUUAAGGCUUGUUGGGCAACCCGCAGGCAAGUGCUUCUCCCGACAAUGUGCCAGUAUGCUGCUUGGAGCCGUCUGCCUUGUCCAGAAGUUUGACUUUGACAGUAAUGGCAUUACAGAUGGUGAUGUUGAGAGGUGCAGAGAGGAGAAUCAGAUUGAUGGUAUCUCUGCUUUAAUAGAGGCUACAGUGACUUGUCCUGUGUGUGGCAAGCGACAGGUCUUGCAAGAGGAGGUGGCAGGUGUGGACUACUGCAGCUGUAAAGAAGGCAACAAUGUUGAGUGGGAGCGAUCAUUUGAUGGCUGGCGACCAUUUCUUGAGCGCAAAAAUAUUUUGGUUUGGCGUCGUCCUCACCAAACCUGGCCUCAUCUUUUUGCCUACAAAGUGUACGGCCGCUAUGACGACGUGAGCCUGUGCGCCUUCGUGGAGACUCAGCUUAGCACGAGCUACAGGACAGAGUGGGACCCUUCUGCCCUGGACCUGCGCGUUGUCCAUUCAGAUCAGCAACUCCAGCAGCAGCAGCAGCAGCAGCAACAUAAUCACGACCACCACAGAGAAUAUUCUGCUCAAGAUCUCCUUUACUGGCUUGUCAAAUUUCCGAGGUUUUUUGCGGACCGGGACUACGUAUUCAAGCGGCGCUACCGCGCGGACGCGACGCGGCGGGAGGUUGUGAUCGUGAGCGAGGCGGCGCCCCAACAGAGCGGCGUCAGUGAGGUGGCCGGAGUGCAUCGUGUCCACCAGUACUGGAGUGUCAUGGUCGUCAGGGCCAGGAACGCUGACUUCACUAAGCCUGGCAUUGAGUAUGUGCUAUCAUACUUUGACAAUCCUGGCACCAGUUUACCAGCCAGCAUCACCAACUUCAUUGCGUCCACAGCUUUCCCAAACUUUUUGAAACGACUUCACACUGCAUCGAUGGACAUGCAGAGCCGCGCCGAGGCAGGCCAGCUUGUGUACACCUCUCUGCCUGGCGCUAUGCUGGAGGCCGCCAAACUCGACGUGCAGGACGCUUCUCAGAGUGCCGAGGAGAAAGAGGAGCAGGAACAGUUCAAGAAACCUGGAGCUGCGCUGGACGACGCAACUAUUAAGUACCUGAUGGAAGGUCUCGGCGAAAUGACUCCUUCCCAGGCUUCUGAUGGAUCAUUUCUACGUAGACUGGAUGAAAUCAUUUCCGAGACACUCGACAAACUCGAUGAUGGAAACCCUAUGAUUGCUCGAAUUAAAGUCCUUAAGAACAAGUUGGAUUAUUUCCGAAUGCAAAGCAAGGUGAGAAGGGAAGAGUCACUGAACAAAAUGAAAGAUUUAGUCACAAGACAAAACAGGUAUGAAGAGAACCGACUAUCGCCAAUGAAUCCUGAACUCGUGCGGCAGUUGUUCGAGGCUAUGAGGGAGGUGCUGAAGGCGGACCAUGACAUGAGGACAGGUCGUGGGCUUCUUGCUGCUUCUGUUCCUGCAGCUACUGAUGAAAAUUUGCCGUUUUUUCACCAUGAAGACAUUAGGGAUGAUAAUAUAUCAACGCCCACUUGUGUUCCUGCUGCGGAGUGCAUCCCGGACUCCAACUGCCAAUCUACAACACAAAACCAUGAACAAGAAGAUGAAAACGUCCAAAGUACGUCUGAAAAAGACGAGGGUGAAACUCCGAAUUCGUGGAAGACUUGGCUCUACUCAGUUUUUGUUGAAGCUCCGUCAGGGCUUCUCAAAUCAAGACAAAGUGAUGGAGACACAGUAAUAAAGCCGCUUGAUCCAACGCCUGGCUCCGUGGACAAAAAUUCUAAAUCUGAAUCGGAUGAAAGAGGACCAGGUGAUCCAAUAAUUGAAGAGCAAAGUUCUUCGCUGCUGUAUUAUCUUUACGGCUGGCUUCUUUGGCCGGCUGUUGUCAAGAGUCAGUCUGAAUCUGAGGAGAAUCCUCGCACUGUCGACGCAAGUGAACCUGACGGCUGUAGCCUGGACGACACUCCCGCAUCUAUAGCUAAUUCUGGUGAUUUGAAUAUUGAAUCUCCGUCUCCUUGGUAUUGGAGCCCCGUCAGAGGUGUCUCUUGGCUAUUUUCUGUCUUAAGCAACAGCAAAUUUUCGUUCAAAUGAGGCAGUGAAGAUAAGUUUAUUGUAAUAUAAUUUUUACGCGUCAGCAUAUGUAUUUGACACGUAGCCAUCAAAGGGCAUUGCCGCAAACGCUGAAAUCUCAUAAGGAACCUCACUCAUGAAAUUGUCGAGCAACUUUUCGAGUCCGCAUACUUUUCCUCACGCAGAUUUUCCACAACAUUUUUUGGAUCACUAAUUUAAGGGGUAACUAAUCUACCGAGCAGCUUAAUGGCCGCCAUGACCUUCCUUCCAUUAUUAUUGCUCAAUCUUUGCAAAUUUUGCUCUUCAAAUACGUUUCUUAAGAAGGCCUGGUGUCGUGUUACUGACCUCUGCUGAUGGUCUAUGCAAACAAUUGGAAAAUUUGCCUUUUUUACAGUUGUAGAAAUUGGAGCAGAUCAUUCAACUUUUUAGAAACUGUCAAGUUUGUUUUUUGUGUCAUUGUAAUCUGUUAAUUUUGUCAUGUUUAUGCUGUAGACUAGACAGAGUGGCCUAUUUUUAUUCAGUUAUCAAGAUUGAGUUGCAAUUUGUUUGUUUUCUAUUAUAUCAGAAUGGCAGGCUUUGUACAAAAAAAAAUGUGAUUGAAUAAUUAUUCUAAAGGCAAAUAAUUAAAUUCUUCACACGCCGAGAAGACACAAAUAAUUCUUCUAUUUACUCAAAUUUUGCCGUACACGAGUAUUUUACUUCACGUAUCAUCAAAUGCCUGUUCUUAUUCCGGGCAAGUUCGUGACUUUGACACGGUGCGUUCGCAGUCCAUUUUAUUGUGCCAAAAAGGAGGCUACCGUCAUUUAGCUUACCAGUGUAACUAUGAGCUGAGUAAUUGUUGCCUUCUUUCGACGGUGUCUCAUGAAAUAUUAAGCUUUACUUGUUCACUUGAACGUCUUAAGGUAGUUUUUUAGUUUUUCUCGAGUGUUAUUUCUUCCGUGUGAAGUCACCGUAUCAUUCGUGAUCUGACAUUGUGCAAUGGUUAUUGCUUCUGUGUAUGUCGAGGGCUUUCAUGAAAGUAGGGAAUUUUUAAUUACCUACUUGUGAAUAUUUAGGUAAUUCAUUUGUCCCGAUCUACCGUAGGUUUUUUCUAGUGUAGUGGCAUAUGCAUUGUUAAUUAAUAUGCCACUAGGCAUUCAGGCGAACUCGUGUACGUUAAAUAGAUCUUCUUUAUGAUAA
Molecule: messenger RNA, 3612 nt
Organism: Hyalella azteca
Lineage: Eukaryota; Metazoa; Arthropoda; Malacostraca; Amphipoda; Hyalellidae
Exons: 8
Coding region: 148-2454 (768 amino acids)
Molecular function (GO): lipid binding
Source: RefSeq, a predicted model, not a curated record